Molecule: messenger RNA, 2277 nt
Organism: Lotus japonicus
Lineage: Eukaryota; Viridiplantae; Streptophyta; Magnoliopsida; Fabales; Fabaceae
Product: cytochrome P450 86B1
Exons: 2
Coding region: 397-2004 (535 amino acids)
Molecular function (GO): iron ion binding; heme binding; monooxygenase activity
Source: RefSeq, a predicted model, not a curated record
UCUCACUUAGGUAAUCUGCCACAUCCACUUCUCAGGCCAUGAUACCAAAUUGUCACACCUUUGGCAUAGUCCUAUUUGACACACAAACCCACCCUAUACUUAAAACCCUAUUCAAUUCCCACAAAUUUCCACAAGUAAACUUCCCCAAAUUGAAACUAUAAAUCCAUUCCUCCUAUACAGUUCAAAUGCAAGUGGUGCAAGCAGAGAAUCAAUCACACACAAUUGCAAACAUUUCAGCUCACCAAAUUAAAACUGCCAAGAAACACAUGCUAGUACAACACUCCAAAUAUCAUGCACACAUAACCAACACCACCAACAUUAUUAUUAUUAUAAUUACCCUCUCAAACUAACCAAAACUCACACAUUUCCACAUUUUUUCUCUAUCAUUCUACCACCAUGAGUACCAAACUAAGCAAUCUCAAAUUCUGUUCCUUCAGCCUCUCCCUCCUUCAAGACAUUCAAAUGUUGGAGAUUCUAAUUGCUGUCACGGUCUUCAUAAUCAUUCAUUCUCUCAGGCAAAAGAAGCAUCAUGGCCUACCCAUUUGGCCUGUUCUUGGAAUGUUACCUUCUCUUCUCACAGGACUUAGAACAAACACCUAUGGAUGGCUCACUGAUGUGCUCACCAGGCAGAACAUGACAUUCACUUUCAAAGGGCCUUGGUUUAGCAGCCUCCAAUGUGUCAUCACCUCGGAUCCACGCAACCUCGAGCACGUUCUCAAGACCAAUUUCGCUGUCUACCCUAAAGGAGAAUACUUCAGGAACACCCUCCAAGACCUCCUUGGAAAUGGUAUCUUCAAUGUGGAUGAUGAGGCAUGGCAGAAGCAAAGAAAAACAGCAAGCAUUGAGUUUCAUUCAGCAAAAUUCAGAAAACUAACAACUGAGUCCUUGUUUGAGCUUGUCCACUCUAGGCUCUUACCAGUGUUGGAGGAAUCUGUUACAAAAUGUGUUCAAAUAGACCUCCAAGAUGUGCUUUUGAGGCUGACAUUUGAUAAUGUGUGCAUGAUCGCGUUCGGCGUUGAUCCAGGCUGUUUGAGUCUAGGAUUGCCUCUGAUACCAUUUGCAAGAGCCUUCGAGGACGCAACGGAAGCCUCGCUGCUUCGAUUCAUCACCCCCACUUGUAUAUGGAAGACCAUGAGGUUCCUCAACUUGGGUUUGGAGAGGAAGCUGAUGAGAUCAAUAAAGAGGGUUGAUGAAUUUGCUGUUGAUGUUAUUCAUACCAGAAAAAAGGAGCUUUCUUUGGAAUUUGAUGAUGAGAAGAAGCAGAAAUCAGAUUUGUUAACUGUGUUUAUGAAGAUGAAGGAUGAGAAUGGAAAACCAUACUCAGAUAGGUUCUUGAGGGAUAUUUGUGUGAACUUCAUCUUAGCUGGGAGGGACACUUCUUCAGUGGCUUUGAGUUGGUUUUUCUGGUUGCUUGAUGAAAAUCCUGACGUGGAGGAGAAGAUACUAGAAGAAAUAUGCAGGGUAGUGAAGCAGAGAAAAGACAUGACCAAGAAUGAAUUUGGAAAUUCCUUGACAUUUAAGCCAGAGGAGAUUAAAAAGAUGGAUUAUUUGCAUGCUGCUUUAUCAGAAUCUCUGAGAUUAUACCCUUCUGUGCCUGUGGAUCACAAGGAGGUAGUUGAAGAUGAUACUUUCCCAGAUGGAACAGUGCUAAAGAAAGGAACAAAACUGAUAUAUGCAAUCUAUGCAAUGGGGAGAAUGGAAAGCAUAUGGGGCAAAGACUGCAACGAGUUCAAGCCAGAAAGAUGGUUAAGAGAUGGUCACUUCAUGAGUGAGUCUGCCUACAAAUUCACUGCCUUCAAUGGUGGACCUCGGCUAUGUUUAGGCAAAGAUUUUGCAUACUAUCAGAUGAAAUAUGUUGCAGCCAGCAUCAUAUUCCGCUACCGUGUGAAGGUGGCAGAGAACCACCCUGUGGCGCCAAAGCUUGCCUUGACCAUGUACCUAAAGCAUGGACUGAAAGUUACCCUCUGCCCAAGGGAUGCUGCAGAGAUUCAAAAGCACUUUUGAGAUUGGUUAAAGUGAGUUAGUAAUAGUAGUGAUGACUAAUAGUAAUAAUGGUCACUUUAUUUUUAUUCUUUUGAAGUGUUUUGGUUCAUGGUUUGGACUUUGGAACAUAAAGAUCCUUAUUGGUAAGUACAGAGUGAUUAAGAUACAGGAUUUGAGUAUAGUCCUUGGAAGUUAAGCCUAAAUAAUGAUGUCCAUGUUAAACUGUUGGUUGUGCUGUUGAAUGGAUAUCUUGGCAUGGGAUUGCCUAUAAAUUCAUGUUAGAUUCUUGCUGAA